Molecule: messenger RNA, 1901 nt
Organism: Malania oleifera
Lineage: Eukaryota; Viridiplantae; Streptophyta; Magnoliopsida; Santalales; Ximeniaceae
Product: polygalacturonase QRT3
Exons: 3
Coding region: 239-1720 (493 amino acids)
Molecular function (GO): polygalacturonase activity
Source: RefSeq, a predicted model, not a curated record
CUGAUGAAAGGCUUGGGAAGCUUAUAAUUAUAGAACCACUACCAACCAAGAAAUAUAAAGACCAAAAACAGAGCGACCAGAUCCAGGGGACCAGGGGUGCCGCCCAUUGCUUCUAAUUUCCCAGUUCUAGCUAAGAGGCAGGAAACAUUUCUGAUCAAUUGACCCUCGCUCCCACCCUCCCAUUGUUCUCUGACUCUCUCAAGAAAGAUACAGAACGGCGACCGAAAAGCACUCUGCAAUGAAACAAUUCACGUUUUUUCCCAUAGCAUUGUUGUUUGUAAUAUGGGUUGCGGAACCAGGUAGAUGCUCCGUCCGGCAGCAGAAGUUCUCGGAGUUCGUCAGAGGACUCAAGGAGAAAGCGGACCCCGACUUGGAAGCCCCGCCGGCGGCCAGUCUCAAUGCCUCAAUCGCCAAGGACAGGGUGUUCUACCCUAGGGCCUAUGGGGCGGACCCAAGCGGCGGCGAGGAUAGCAGCGAUGCGAUACUGAAGGCAUUGGAAGAUGCAUUCAGCGUGCAGAAUGGGUUAGAGCUGUUGCAUGGGGUUAACGAUUUGGGGGGUGUGGUCAUCGAUUUGCAAGGUGGGAACUAUAAGAUCAGCAAACCCCUUAGAUUUCCGGCGGCCGGCGGAGGCAAUGUGGUGGUGAAAGCAGGGACUCUCCGAGCAUCGGACACAUUUCCCGGCGACAGACACCUCGUCGAGCUAUGGUCUCCCAACUCCCAGAAACUAUUUCACCCGAAAACGAACUCAUCAUCAUCGUCAUCGUCCCAUUUAUCGCAGCUCACACAGCAAAAAUCCCAAAUCUACUACGAAGACGUCACCUUUCAGGACAUCCUCUUCGAUUCCGGCAACCGCGGCGGCGGCCUCUUUGCCGUCGACUCCGCCAGAAUCCGCAUCGACUCCUGCUUCUUCCUCCACUUCACCACCCAAGGCAUCCUCGUCCAAAAAGGCCACGAAACCCUCAUCAUCGCCACCUUCCUUGGCCAACACUCUACCGUCGGCGGCGACCCCGCCGAGAAAGACUUCUCCGGCACCGCCAUCGACAUUUCCAGCAACGACAAUGCCGUCACCGAUGUCGUCAUCUUCUCCGCCGCCACCGGCAUCAUCCUCCGCGGCCAGGCUAACAUCCUCACCGGAGUUCACUGCUACAACAAAGCCACGGCGUUUGGCGGCGUCGGGAUCUCGAUCCAAUUACCCGGAUUGUCCCAAACCCGAAUCGACAACUGCUACCUGGAUUACACGGCGAUCGUGAUGGAAGAUCCGGUUCAGGUCCACGUGACAAACGGAUUUUUCUUGGGAGACGCUAACAUCGUGCUCAGAUCCGUGAAGGGUCAGAUCUCCGGGUUGAACAUUGUGGAUAACAUGUUCACUGGCUACGCGGAGGACAUGUAUCCGAUUGUGCAAUUGGAGGGGAAAUUCACGAGGAUAGAUCAGGUGGUGAUCGACCGGAACAACGUCCGCGGGAUGAGCCUGAAAUCGACGGCGGGGAGAAUGACGGUGGCCGGAAGCGGGACGAAGUGGGUGGCGGAUUUUUCCAAGGUCUUGGUUUUUCCGAAUCUGAUAAGUCAUUUUCAGUAUUCGUUUUAUGCGAAGGGUGGGGUGGCUGGCGGGUUUCCGGCUCAUGUAGUGACGGACUUGUCGAAUAAUACGGUGGUGGUGGAGAGCGAGAGGGCGGUGGACGGUCUGGUUUCGGUGGCGGUAGAUCAACAUAACAUGAUCUGAGAGAGAUGAUUGACCGCCGGGAAUUGGAUUCAUCUAGUAGGAACUAGGGGCAAGCAAGAGAUUUCAAAACUAUGAAAUUCUUGGUUUGGUCUCAUCAGCUUUUGGUUGUGUGAAACAUGAAUUUUGACGUUAAAAUUGUGUAAGUUUAAAUGGUACUUAAUAUAAAUUUUUUUUUAUAUAA